This is a messenger RNA of Gordionus sp. m RMFG-2023, 357 nucleotides long. RefSeq lists its product as uncharacterized. The record is from RefSeq and is a predicted model, not a curated record. The transcript has 3 exons. NCBI's taxonomy places the organism in Eukaryota, Metazoa, Nematomorpha, Gordioida, Chordodea, Parachordodidae. The coding region runs from base 1 to 357 and encodes 118 amino acids.
AUGUCUACCAAAGACAGAGUGCAACAGUUUCAAAAUCUUCAACAUACAAAAAUAAACAAAGCUAGGGGUCCAGAUAAUAUUCCAAUAGAAAGCCUUAAAGCUCUAGGAGAAGACGGAAUACAUUUCCUACCAAAUCUGUUAAGAGGCAUAAUCGAAAUAGGAGACACUCAGUUUGGCUUUAUGCCUGGAAGAUCAACGACUGAUACCAUCCACGCAAUUAGGCAAAUGAGCGAAAAAUACAGGGAAAAGAACAAAAAGCUACACAUGGUCAUUCUCGAUCUAAAAAGAGCCUUCGAUAGAAUCUCAAGAAAACUUAUCUGGUGGGCGCUACGCCAGAAAAAGGUUCCCGAAAAAUAA